UUGUCCUGUUUCUUCUUGUUGGUUCUCUGCGUUCUCUGUUAUGUUCUGUCUGCCUCCAAACUCUAAACCUGCAUUCAACAAUUUUCUGUCUUUUGCCGCUUUGCCCGUUUUUUUCGUCCAAGCAAAAAGUCGUUGAAAUCUCAAAUUCUCCAUUUUAAACUGCAGUUUUCUCGCCGAAAUAACUCUUCUAUCGUUUGGAAACCAGAAGGUCGCCGCAGAAAAAUUUCAAGAUCCUCACCUACAAACUUAAAAAGGAAUCUGUUUUUUUUUUUUAGAAUGGCCCAACAACAGGGACUGCCGGAUCUCGUGACCACUGGUCUUCAGCCCGCCACCAUCUUGAUCCUCCAGGCGGCCAACCCAACCUUGCAGUCCAUCUCUCAAUUGGACAAGUUGGAGAUGCAGCUUGUGCUGCGCGUCAAUUUGGUUGACCCUGUUCGCCAGUGCUGGGGAAAGCCCAGACUGGCACAGAUGAUCUUAGACUUGCUUGGCGAAGUAAACGCACAGCAGCCACCUGCCAUCGCACAGCAGGCUCAACCGCAGCAGGCCCAACCGCAGCAGGCCCAACCGCAGCAGGCUCAACCGCAGCAGCCUCUACCGCAGCAGCCUCCAGCCAACGCACAGCAGCAGCCUUUGGUGGACGCUCAACAGCCUGAACCUGCCCAACAGCAACAAACACCGCAGGAGAAACCCCUGCGUUGCAUGACUUGUGGGCUUCGCCCCGUCACUCACUUCUUCAGCAAGUGUUUUCAUGUGGGAAUUUGCGAGGGUUGCAGGGAAGACAUCUUGGACAGGGACGUUUGGCAUGCGGGUGAUGCCCGAGAGGGCUUGUGUCAGGUCGUUGCCUGCCGCAAACGUCACACAGCCACUGAAAUUGCAGCUAUUUUCCUUGUGUACGUAGACAAGGAAUAAUGUCUCUCCCUUCUUUUAGUUUGUUGAAAGUUACAUAUGUUAUUUCUUCAAAAACACAAGGACAUAAUUAUUUUUGUGAUAGUAUAGAGCCAUGCAAGUUCUUUAUAAUGUGAAACCCAUAUAUGUUAAAUUGUCACCCUCUUGUAAUAUUAAUUUAAUGAAGAGAUCAUUUGUCAUGCAAGUUCUAAAAACACGUUAAUUUAUUAUUCUCGCAAGUAAAGACUUUUUGUAAUUGAGUUUUUAAUUAUGGCGUGAAGUGUGCAAGUGAUUGCUAAGUGUUUUUACGAGAAUGACCAUAAUGUUAAUUUAAAAACCUGUAUAUGAGUUGAAAGAUGAGAGUGAGGGUGCCGAAAAUAAUUUCGUCAAAUUCACUUAUGUAAUUAAUUGUUAGAAUAUUUGACUUAUUGCCAGUAAAACUAUAACAUUUGAAAGAGAAUAGAAUUCUGUCAAAAAUAAGGAAUAUUAUGUAUACUAGAUAUAAUACUUUUAUUGUUCUGUAAAGAAUAUUGUUGAUUUACACCUCAA
This is a messenger RNA of Neocloeon triangulifer, 1434 nucleotides long. RefSeq lists its product as uncharacterized. NCBI's taxonomy places the organism in Eukaryota, Metazoa, Arthropoda, Insecta, Ephemeroptera, Baetidae. The record is from RefSeq and is a predicted model, not a curated record. The transcript has 4 exons. The coding region runs from base 277 to 909 and encodes 210 amino acids.